Alternaria novae-zelandiae is the source of this 1707-nucleotide messenger RNA. RefSeq lists its product as uncharacterized. The record is from RefSeq and is a predicted model, not a curated record. Lineage: Eukaryota; Fungi; Ascomycota; Dothideomycetes; Pleosporales; Pleosporaceae. The coding region runs from base 1 to 1707 and encodes 568 amino acids. The transcript has 5 exons.
AUGAAGGUUCCCUCGGCUCUGAUUGGCUUGCAAAGCCUCUCGCUAGGCGUUUUCCUCGGACAGGUGGCUGCCACGCCGCUACCUCCGAAACCUUCAAGAGCAACCGUCGCGGAUGGAACGGCGGCCCUCGAUCAGGGAACUGUGAAGGGUUUCACUGAUGAUUAUGGAAACUCUGUUUUCCUCGGCAUUCCAUUUGCGCAGACAACUGGGGGACAGAACCGAUGGAAGGCUCCCAAGGACGUCAAGAAGCUGAAGAAGGGCGAAGUGCUCGAUGCCACAAAGUAUGGUGCGACAUGUCCACAGGCCAUUACCGGUACAACAUACUCCCAGCAAGAUGAAGAUUGCUUGAACCUCAACAUCUGGGCGCCAUCUUCGAACAGCCCUCCGUCAGGCCCACCAGGUCCACCGGGUUCUCCACCAGGCUUAGACGCACCCGGUGGUCUUCCGGUAUUCGUCUACAUGUAUGGCGGCGCGAUGGUAACGGGCUCAAGCAGCAAUCCAGCCUACGUCGGAGAGAAUUUCGCUCGCAAGGGAGUUGUCUUCGUUAGCUUCAACACUCGUGAGAGUCUUUGGGCAUACCCCAACUCUGCCGAACUUGUCGAUGGCGAGGAGUCGCAGAACUUUGGCAUUCUCGAUGUCGACAAGGCUUUGAAAUGGGUCUUCGACAACAUCGCCCAGUUUGGCGGUGACCCCAACCGUGUCGUGUUCGGAGGUCAUUCUUCUGGCUCUGUUCAGGUCGACCACUACCUCUGGAACCACCCCAACACACCACUCGUCGGGGCCGUUCAGAUGGCUGCCAACGCAAAGUCUGGCCCUGCCGUCGGUCCCACCAACGAAGCGCUCGACCUCGUUGCCAAAGAGGUUGGCUGCGCAACUGGUGCAGGACAGCUCGAGUGCCUGCGCAAGGUGGACAUGUACGCCUUCCAAACCGAGGCCUUCAACGCCACCUUGAACACGUACUUCACGCCUGUCGUCGACGAGAAGACACGCUACCAGGACUAUGCUGCGCGGUUCGCUGCCGGUAACUACGCUUCCCACGUACCCCUCCUGACGGGUAACUCCGACAAAGAGGGCGCCCUUUUCGGUUUGGUGUACGGCAGCGAGAACACAGACUUUUCGGCGUGGCUCAAGACCUUCGAUGCUGACGUCGCCGAGAUCCCAAACAACAUCAUCGAGGCCGCGUACGACAUCGCCGACUAUUCCAGUGUCUCGGAAAUGAGCGGCGCCCAGUACGGUGAUGCACGCUUCUUCUGCCCUGUCGACCACUUCAUCGACUUGCGCAGCGAGACCCAAGACACUUGGUCAUACCGCUUCCUCGGCAACUACUCCAACCUCUUGCCUCUGCCUGUCGACUACCCAACGCACGGCGCUGAGAUUCCCUUCUUCUUCGGAGGCAACGGUGCCUUUGCUGGUGUUGAGGGAGUGACUGCCGAGGAACAGGCGCUUGCUGACUUCCAGAACGACUGGUUCGUCGAGUUCAUCAAGAACCCCGCCGCUGGUCCUGGAUGGGAAAAGGCCACUCCUCGCAGCGGCCCGAUUGCGAAGCUUGGUGUGCCUGGAGACGAGCUUACUGUUGAAAUUGGCAACACAGCCGAUUACAAUGGCAGAUGUCAAAAGGUAUACAACCCGUAUCUUCCAAAGUAUCCUGUCAUUCAGAGCGUACUCUCUGGUGUCGUGGACAUGGUAGAGGGCAUUAUCGGAAACUAG